AUGUCAGUCGAAACACCUAAACCGUUACCAUUUAUUUACCAAUUUGCAUCAGGUGCCAUUGCUGGGGUUUCCGAGAUCUUGGUGAUGUACCCAUUGGAUGUUGUUAAAACUAGACAACAAUUGGAUUCGACAAACGCGUACAAUGGGACUAUCAGAUGCUUAAAGAAGAUUGUUAAGGAAGAAGGAUUCUCGAGGUUGUACAAGGGUAUUUCGGCGCCAAUUUUGAUGGAAGCACCAAAGAGAGCUACCAAAUUUGCGGCUAAUGACGAAUGGGGGAAGUUCUACAGAGGGUUUUUUGGUGUUCCUACCAUGACUCAGUCAUUGGCAGUUUUGACAGGGGCUACAGCAGGUGCCACUGAGUCGUUUGUGGUUGUUCCAUUCGAAUUGGUCAAGAUUAAGUUGCAAGAUAGAUCCUCCAAGUUCAACGGUAUGGGUGAAGUUUUAAAGCAUAUUAUUAAGACAGAUGGUGUCUUUGGAUUGUACAAGGGUUUAGAAUCCACUUUGUGGAGACAUGUUAUGUGGAACGCCGGUUACUUUGGUUUGAUUCAUCAGGUCAGAACAUUGAUGCCAAAGCCUAAGACUUCUUCUGAAAAGACUCUUGUCGACUUGACUUGUGGUACCAUUGGUGGUACUUUCGGUACUGUGAUGAAUACCCCAUUCGAUGUUGUUAAGUCCAGAAUUCAAGCUGGUUCAACCAGAUACAGAUGGACUUUGCCAUCCUUACUUACUGUAGCUAAGGAAGAAGGAUUCACUGCAUUGUACAAAGGUUUUAUUCCAAAAGUUUUAAGAUUAGGCCCAGGUGGUGGUAUCUUGUUAGUCGUUUUCACGACUUGUAUGGAUUUCUUCAGAACAAUGAAGGAAACUUAA
Molecule: messenger RNA, 867 nt
Organism: Debaryomyces hansenii CBS767
Lineage: Eukaryota; Fungi; Ascomycota; Pichiomycetes; Serinales; Debaryomycetaceae
Product: mitochondrial 2-oxodicarboxylate carrier
Exons: 1
Coding region: 1-867 (288 amino acids)
Biological process (GO): transmembrane transport
Source: RefSeq, a predicted model, not a curated record